AUGGUUGAAGUUUCUUGGAGUGCCCCGGUGUAUGGUAAUCCUGAUUUUGUUUUUCCCUUCAAGCUAAAGAGAUUGAAGGUGGCUAUGAAAGUGUGGAAUCAGCAGGUGUUUGGUAAUGUGAAUGCAAGGCUAAGUCAGGCUCAAUUGAGGUUUGAAGUGGCUAGUAGGAAUUCUGAUGAAGACCCGUUUGACACUUUCAAGCAAAAUGAGAUGAAGGAUGCGUUGGCGUUGGUUAAUGACGCACGUAUGCAGCAACAUAUUAUGUUGAAGCAAAAAUCUCGAAAUAAAUGGAUUUUGGAGGGUUCAAGUAAUUCUUCUUAUUUUCAUAGUUCAAUUAAAACUCGUAGAAGUUCUAACACAAUUUCGGAGUUGGUGAAUGAGGAGGGGUGUAUUAUUAAUGAGCCGGACCAGUUAAGAGACCAUGUUGUUUCUUAUUAUGAAAACAAGUUCAAUGGAGUGGAUGAGCCGAUUAAGGAUAGUUUGUUUGGGUAUGAGCAUAAUUCAAUCUCACAUGAGGAAAGGCUGAUGUUGGAUUCUAUUCCUUCUUUAGAUGAAAUUAAGGGAGCGGUUUUUGAUUUGAAUGCGGAUAGUGCUCCAGGUCCAGAUGCAACUAGACUUGUUAAAGUCUUGGAUAAGUUGGUCUCGGAGGAGCAGGUGGCGUUUAUGAAAGGGAGGAACAUUCAUGAGAAUAUUAGUUUGGCUUCUGAAUUGGUUAAUGAGUUGCACAUUAAAAGAAAGGAUGGAAACUUAGGUCUCAAGCUGGAUAUCUCUCAAACAUUUGAUACGGGGAAUCAGAAGAGUCUGACAAACUCGUUGAGGUUGCUUGAGGUUUAUCAACAGGCGUCUGGUCAAAGGGUUUGUAGGGAGAAGAGCAAAAUUUAUUUUGGAGGUGGGUCGUUGCAUAGGAGGCAGGCUAUUGCUAAUUUCUUAGGCAUGGGUGUUACUUUCUUUCCGGAUAGAUAUUUGGGAGUUAAGGUGAUGCCUGGUAGGGUGAAAUAUAGUCAUAUUAGUAAUGUGGUGGAUAAGUUGAAGGAUCAUCUCUCGGUGUAUAAAGGUAAAAUGCUUUCCUUUCAGGAUCGUGUAGUGCUUAUUAAAUCUGUCCUUGCAAGCUAUGACAUUUAUAACAUGGUUGUGUAUAGGUGGCCUGUUAAAUUUGUUAAGCAAAGUGAACGUGUUAUUCGUAAUUUUCUUUGGUCGGGAGAUUCAGACUUGGCUAAAUCUUUUGUGGUGGGAUAUGAUAAGAUUUGUAGUCCGGUGAAGGAAGGGGGUCUUGGGCUUACUAGCUUGAGUAAUAUGAACAAGGCUCUGAUCAUGAAGUUGUGGUGGAGUAUUAAAACUUCUAAGAAGAAUUGGGCUAGAUUUAUGGAGUCGAAAUACACUUGUAGAGAUGGUCGUCUGAAGAUGGCAGGAGUUAAAUCUUCAAUUUUGCCGGGUAUUCGAUGGGUGCACACCGAAGUUAUGCGCAAUACUAAAUCCUUAAUAGGUGAUGGUAGGGAAACUUCUUUAUUUUUUGAUGUUUGGUAUGGUUCUGUAACUUUGGCUGAGGUCUUGCAGAGAACUGACCUUGACAGACGUGCGAGAGUUAGUGAUAUCAUAGUGCAGAAUCAAUGGCAUUUGGAGGGAGAGCAUAUGCGUGACCUUGCAAGUGCUGGUGUGGCUAGGGCGAAUUUACCAAUAAGGCUUAUGGGAAGUGAUGAGAGGAUUUGGAUGCCAGAUCUAAAGGGAAUGUUUUCUGUCAGGUCUGCAAGGGAUUUGGUGCGCAGCAAGUAUCCUUUGCUUCUUGAAGCAAAUAUGUUGUGGAGGAGGGUGGUGCACCCGGCUUUAGCAGCUCAGAAUUGGAAAUUUGUUAGGAGAGCUUGUGCAACUCUGGACAAAGUUAAGAGUAGAUUCAAGAUUGCUCUUCCAUCUCGGUGCAGUGUGUGUCAGAUUGAGGAGGAGUCUUUGGAGCAUAUUCUCUGGAGAUGUAGUGCUGCUAAACGUGCUUGGCAGUGGUUGGAAGGUAUUUUUCAUCUUAAAUCUUGUUAUAACUUGAUUGCUUCUAAUAAACAAACAAAAGGUUGUAGUAGAAUGGUUAAAGAUCUGUGGCUUCUCUCCAAUCUAGUGGUGCGUUCAGAACUGUGGUUUCAAAGGAAUAAGAUGGUUUAUGAGAAGAAGAAACCUUGCUGGAAUUUCUUCAAGAAGCGUGUGUUUAAUUUCAUUCAUGAAUACUCAGAUAGAAUGAAGGGGUGUAUGCUUAACAGGGUUGAAGAUCUGGAGAUAUUGGAUUUUUUCAGAGUUAAAUGCCGUAAGGUGAAGAUCUUGGAACCUGUUGAGUGUCUUUGGCAGCCUCCAAUGCAAAAUCAACUCUUGUUGUUUUGUGAUGGAGCUUCUAGAGGUAACCCAGGGGCGGCCGGAGCUGGAGUGGUGGCUAGGAAUUCAGCUUGUGAAGUGGUGGGAGCAAUGUGUGUUGUCCUUGGUGUUAUUUCUAAUUCUUUGGCGGAAUUAUAUAGCAUUCUAAUUGGCUUAGAUUGGGCAGUUCAAUGGGGUUACAGAGAUGUGCUUUUAAGGACUGAUUCUAUGAGUGUUAUAACUGCUUUGGAAGGGGAUAAUAUACCAUGGUUUGCAAGACAGAGAUGGUAUGAAGCUAAAGUCAAGUUUGAUUCUAUUCAAUUGGUGCAUACGUUUCGUGAAGCAAAUUUUGCAGCUGAUAAGAUGGCAAAGACUGGUUGUUUUUUAGAUUCUGGAAUUUUGGCUACAAAACUGGAUAGUGUUCUUGAUAAUCUUGUUUCAGAAGAACAAGUUGUUUUUAUGAAAGGGAGGAACAUUCAUGAAAACAUUAGCGUGGCUUCUGAGAUGGGCAACAUGAAGAGUUUGCAUAAUCUUCUUGAUUUGCUUGGUAAAUAUCAAACGGCCUCGGGACAAAAUGUUUGUCGUCAAAAGAGUAAGGUUUACUAUGGUGGUGGUUCCUUGAGUCGCUGUAGACCAAUCACUAAUUUACUUGGUAUGAAAGUUUCUACUUUUCCGGACAGGAAAGGAAAAUUACUCUCUUUUCAAGACAGAAUUGUUCUUAUUAAUUCGGUGAUUGAUAGCUAUGCCAUUCACAACAUGGCUGUUUAUAAAUGGCCUAAGAAGUUCAUUCAACAAGAUGAGAGGGUUAUUCGAAACUUUCUUUGGUCCGGAGAUGCUGAAGUUGCUAGAAAAUUUGUUGUCGGUUUUCCUAAGGUUUGUUUACUUUUGAAGGAAGGUGGGUUGGGUAUUACAAGCAUGGCUGUCACUAAUAAGGCUCUUCUUAUGAAAUUAUGGUGGAGCAUUCGUUCUUCCAGCAAGAAAUGGGCUCGUUUCUUAUGGGCGAAAUAUACUUCUCGGCUUGGUAGAAUUAAGCAAUAUGGUGUGAAUUCUUCGAUUCUUCCGGGCAUUAGACUAAUUCAUACUACUGUGGACAGAAAUACCAAAGUGCUUCUUGGUGAUGGGAGGAAUACAUCUCUUUAUUUUGAUGUUUGGUAUGGUAAUGAGUGUAUAGUUGAUAUUUAA
Messenger RNA from Papaver somniferum (opium poppy), 3510 nucleotides. RefSeq lists its product as uncharacterized. NCBI's taxonomy places the organism in Eukaryota, Viridiplantae, Streptophyta, Magnoliopsida, Ranunculales, Papaveraceae. Gene Ontology annotation, molecular function: RNA-DNA hybrid ribonuclease activity; nucleic acid binding. The transcript is spliced from 6 exons. The record is from RefSeq and is a predicted model, not a curated record. The coding region runs from base 1 to 3510 and encodes 1169 amino acids.